This is a messenger RNA of Capsella rubella, 3893 nucleotides long. RefSeq lists its product as uncharacterized. The transcript has a single exon. Gene Ontology annotation, biological process: defense response to other organism. The record is from RefSeq and is a predicted model, not a curated record. Bases 155 to 3685 code for a protein of 1176 amino acids. NCBI's taxonomy places the organism in Eukaryota, Viridiplantae, Streptophyta, Magnoliopsida, Brassicales, Brassicaceae.
GACCUUGACUUGGUUCUUUCAAAUAUAGUCACAUGGCUGAUACAUUAACUUUUAGGUCUGCAGUUGUUUAUAAGUUUAACUAACUCCAUUGACUCUCUGCUUUUUUUUUGACACAGAACAACUCUACACAUCAAACGCAGUUACCAUUCUGAUCAUGACGCAUCAAGAAUGUAACAUCGAUAAGAUUAUCAAAUUCCUAUCUGAGUUACAGACUUUGCUAAGUGUAAUAGAAAAACCUCCAUCCCAGAAAGCUACUGUUGACAACAAUGAACAACUCACUGUUGGCAACAAUGAACAACUAAGCGGAAGAACUGAGGAGAAAAGAUCACCUUGGUGGGGUUGGAUCAGAAAGAGAGUUAAAAAAGUUGGCAAGGUGAAGAAAGAGGCUUCAAACCAUGCAAGUGAGAGUGGAGGCAGUCAAGGUGGAAGCAGAAGAAACGUGCGGACCAUUGAGGAAGAGCAAGAAGAUGCAGACCUAGAGAUCCGGAAAUUGCAGAGUGACAUUCUUCAGAUGAUAACUGCAUUUAGGAAUUUGACUGAGUUUCAAACCCAUAUGAGCAAGUCAUUGGAGCUUGAUCUUCGUUCAGCUAAGUUAAAAGCAAUACUACAGAAGACUGAUUCAAUCAGGUCUCGCUCUCACGAUAUCAAGGAAAUCAGAAGAAAGGUCUUCACCCUGAAGUGCCAGAUCCCAUCAUUGCUCCACAAACAAUCAUCCAGAGGGACAAGCAUAACGGAUACUCAAACCGCUGAGGAAAAUGAUAAUAUCAAUGAGAUCGGGAAUGACAUAUACUUGCCCGGCCUCCAUGUUCCUGAAGAUUUCGAGUAUUCCUCGGCUUUUGAAGAAGUUGUGGAGAAAUUUCAAGGCCUUGACUUCCCUCAAAAGCUCUGCUUGCUGUCCUUUGCCGUGUUCCCGGAAAACAGAGAGGUUGAAAGGACAAUGUUAAUGUAUUGGUGGAUCAGUGAAGGUUUCAUCAAUUGUGAUGAUUCUGAAAACUCAGUAUCAAUAAUUCUUGAUGAAUUCUCAAGAAUAAAAUUACUUGAGCCAGUAAAAGAUGAGAGGAAACUGAUACCAAGUAGCUAUAGGAUGGAGCCUCAUGUGCAUUCUGCAGUUAUACACUUAGCCGAAUCUGUAGACCUGUUUAAACUCUAUAGUCCUAAAGGGAAGCGUAUCAUGGAAAAAUCAUUGAAGGAAAAGGUCUGCCUGGUAAGAGGUUCCUCGUUGCUACGAAAGGCAAAACCAUCCGUAAUGAAACCGGAAACGUUGAAGACGGUUUUCAAUGCCUCUGAAAGGUACCCUGAUUUCACAUUCAAGUGGUUUCCUUUAAUGAAUUCACUAAGAGUGCUUUAUUUGGGAAGAUGGGAGCGGACUGCUAAACGUCACAUUGAAGUUGAGAGCACAGAGUUUCUUAAAAAUAUGAAGACCCUGAAGAAUCUGAGGCUUGCAAGUUUUCAAGGGAUCUCGAGGAUAGAAAAGCUCGAAAAUUCAAUUUGCGCACUCCCUGAGUUAGUGAUCUUGGAUCUUAAGGCAUGCUACAAUCUAGAGGUUCUUCCUAGCGAUAUUGGCUUGUUUGAGAAACUGAUUUACUUGGAUGUAUCAGAGUGCUAUAUGCUAGAUCGAAUGCCUAAGGGGAUAGCCAAACUCUCUAGAUUACAAGUUCUGAAAGGAUUUGUGAUUAGUGAAUCGGAUCAUGAAAAUGAUUGUGCAGUUAAACACCUGCUGAAUCUGAGGAAGCUAAGCAUAACUGUAAACAAAAAUUCUUUCACCGUGGAAAGUCUGAUGGAGUCGUUGACAGGCCUCAAGCAACUUGAGAGUCUGAAAAUUGGGUGGGGGUUUCGAUUUCGUCAAGAUGGCCAAAACGGAGAAAAGAUUGAAGAAACUAAUGAAGCAGGUGAAAAGGAUAACCAAGGAGGUUCUGAAACAGAGAAGAAACUCAAAGACAUGAUGGAACGAGAUGAUGAACAAGUGAAGAAGAAGGGACAGGCGAGCGGGGAGAAGAAAGAAGAGAUAGAAGAAACGGGUAAGCAAGAAGAUGGAGUUAGUAAUAAGAAAGGAAGUGAAAAAAAUGAAGAGGCUGAUCUAGAAGAAGGGAAGAAGCAUGAUGAGGAAAAAGCAGAGACUUUAAAAUCUGACAAGGUUUUAGAAGAAGAGAAGAAGACAAUUCCUUCCCCAGAGGUAACAGAGACGAUCCAGAACAAGCCAGACAAUCAAAAAGGGAAAAACAAAGUGGAAGAGGAAGGAGAUGCAAAUAAGGGGAAGGCUGAUCAGGAAGAAGGAAAGAAGCAAGAUGAUGCAGAGACAUCGAAAUCAAAAGGUGGCGAGGUAGAAAAUAAUACAAGUCCUUCCCAAGAGGCAACAGAGACGAUCCAGAAGAAGCCAGAUGAUGAAAGCAAAAAGGAAAAUGAAAAAGAUAGAGACAAAGGGAAAGCUGAUAUAGAUGAAGGAAAGAAACAAGAUGAUUUAGAAGCUACUAAAUCGAAAUCAGACAAAGAUGUUGAGGGAGAUGAGAAGAUAAGUCCCCAACGAGAUGAGGUAGAAGCUACGAAAUCGAAAUCAGACAAAGUUGUUGAGGGAGAUGAGAAGACAAGUCCCCAACGAGAUGAGGUAGAAGCUACAAAAUCGAAAUCAGACAAAGUUGUUGAGGGAGAUGAGAAGACAAGUCCCCCACAAGAAUCUAAAGAGACGAUACAGAACAAGACAGAUGAUAAAAAUAAAGCGGGAAACGAAGGAGAUGGGGACAAAAGGCAGGCUGAUUCAAAAGAAGGAGCGAAGCAUGAUGAGGUAGAAGCAGGGAUCUCCAAAUCAGACGAUGGUGUUGAAGGAGUUCAGAAGCCCAGUCCUUCCCAGGAUGAUCACAAAGAAACUAAAGUGCAGGAGAAAAGAGAUGGAGUUAAAGGAAACGCUGAUCUAGAUGAAGGAAACAAGAAAAAUGAGGUAAAAGAAGAGAGCACAAAACCAGACAAGGUUAUCGAGGGAGAUGAGAAGAAAAAACCACCACAAGAAUCGAAAGAGACAAUCCAGAGCGAGACAGACGAUCACAGUGAAAUUAGCAAAGUGCAGGAAAAUAAAGAGGGAGUAAAGAACGAAGAUGAUAUAAAGAAGCUUGAUGGUGGGGAAGCAAACACUGAGAAGUCACACAAAACCCUUAAGUUUGGUAAGACAGUGAGUUUUGCAGAAAAAUCCAAUGCGAAGAAGCCAGAUGAUCUGAAAAAUGACAAUGCAAUGGCGGAAGAGAUUUAUGAAACAGCAUCACCAUCCAGGAAAUCAGGAUCAAAACUGUUCAAGGCAUUCGGAAACCAAACCAAGAAAUGGGGAAUAGGAUUGCUAGAAAGUCAAGCAAUAGAUAAUACCUCUAAACUUCCUUCUAGUUUGAAGAAGUUGGAGCUAGAAUGUUUCCCUGAAAAGGACCCUCCGAGUUGGUUAAAUCCCAAAGAUCUUAACCAUCUUGCAAAGCUCUCCAUCAAAGGAGGAAAGCUUAGCGGAUUCGGUGAUGAACUUCCAACUGCAGAAAACCAAUGGCAGAUUCAGAUCUUACGUUUGAAGUAUCUGCAUGAAUUCAAGGUUGAGUGGAAAGAUCUGCAAGAACUGUUUCCAAAAAUGACACUUUUGGAGAAAUAUAAAUGCCCAAAAAUCGCAUUCUGUCCCACAGAUGGUAAUGGAAUCUGGAGGAAGUCACCAAAUAUGUGAGUAUAAGCUGCAUAAUGGCAAGAGCCUUUGUAACAUCUGUAGAGAUAAUGUGGCUAUACACCCUGAAUAAGUAUACAUUCCUGCUUAUUGUAACUAAAUCUUUAUCGUAAAGCCAUAGAAUCACAAGAUCGUUCAAAAUAAAUAUAAUGUUUGAGAAAACAAAAACAAUCAAAACAAGGGUCUUAUUCACCCAAACAAGAUCAGAACA